This is a messenger RNA of Topomyia yanbarensis, 4061 nucleotides long. RefSeq lists its product as uncharacterized. The record is from RefSeq and is a predicted model, not a curated record. The coding region runs from base 193 to 3972 and encodes 1259 amino acids. The transcript is spliced from 7 exons. NCBI's taxonomy places the organism in Eukaryota, Metazoa, Arthropoda, Insecta, Diptera, Culicidae. Gene Ontology annotation, molecular function: iron ion binding; oxidoreductase activity; 2 iron, 2 sulfur cluster binding.
UAUUUAAUUGUGGGCGAUCUUUAUUCGAGGUGUCAUUUUAUCACCGUUUCAGCAAGCGAGUAGAACGGUUAGGAAAGUCAAGUGCGAGUGCAACGCGUGAAUAGGUAGCGUCCAGGAAUUUCAACGAAAUAUACUAAUUCACAUAAGAAGCGCUGAUUGUGAAUUGAUUGUACUCCAAACAAAUGUAAGAAAAUGGAAGUGAUAUUUACAAUCAACGGGAAGCUUUACAAAGUAAAUCCGCACAAUGUCCCAGUAGACACAUCCCUCGGUACUUUCAUACGAAAAAAUGCCCAACUCAGUGGAACCAAGAUGGUUUGCCGUGAAGGUGGAUGUGGCGCAUGUAUCGUCAACGUAAAAGGAGAGCAUCCAGUGACAAAGGAACGGCAAAGCAGAGCCAUUAAUUCAUGUCUUUUCCCGGUGUACUCAUGUCAUGGUCUGGAUAUCGUAACGGUAGAAAGUGUCGGCAACAAGACAGACGGAUUCCACGCAGUCCAACGACGUCUGGCUCAUUUAAAUGGAACUCAGUGCGGAUUCUGUUCCCCCGGAAUGGUAAUGAAUAUGUAUGGUCUGCUGGAAUCUACCAAAGGCCAACUCACAAUGGAGGAUGUAGAGAACUCGUUCGGUGGCAACCUCUGCCGAUGUACGGGCUAUCGACCGAUUCUGGAUGCUUUCAAAUCAAUGGCCAUAGAUGCGGAUCCCAAGCUGAUUCAGGCCGUUCAAGAUAUUGAAGAGCUGCCGAAAAUUUGUCACAAUACUGGGAAGCGUUGCAUGGGUUCGUGUGGUGCGGUGUCCAAAAAAGGAAUUCAUUUGGUUUUUGAUGACGAACGAGAGUGGCAUAAGGUUUACAGUGUCGAGGAUGUGUUUGCAAUACUGGAAAAUGUUGGAAACAGAACUUACAUGUUAGUAGCUGGAAAUACGGCGCAUGGUGUUUACCGUAGAGAUGCAAAUAUCCAAGUUUUCAUUGACAUAAACUCAAUUGAAGAACUGAAAUUUCACUCGGUCGGGAGCAACCUGACAGUCGGCACGAAUGUAACUCUAGCGGAGCUAAUUGUCAUACUGAAUGAGGUUGCUUCGAAAUAUCCUCAGUUUAAGUAUUGCAAAAAUUUAUCGAAACAUAUUGACCUAAUAGCUAAUGUUCCGGUGAGGAGUUCCGGAACAAUCGCUGGGAAUCUAUGUAUUAAAAACCAACACGUAGACUUCCCAUCCGAUCUUUAUCUUAUUUUUGAAGCCGUCGGAGCCAAACUGACCAUAGCUGAAAUCGGCGGUGGAGUUAGUACUAUCUCUGUUCUUGAUAUCUGCACACUGAAUAUGAGCAAGAAAAUUGUAUUGAAUGUCAUUCUUCCACCGUUGGAUUCAACAGUGCAUGAGUUUCGAUCUUUUAAGAUAAUGCCUCGAGCACAGAGCGUCCAUGCAUACAUCAACGCGGCUUUUCUGUUCAAAUUCAAUGCUCAAAAAUGGAUAAUAGAAACUGCUUCCGUUUGCUUUGGCGGUAUCGGUUCACAAUUUACACAUGCUGUCAAAACCGAGAAGCUCAUGCGCGGGAAAAAUAUAUUUUCAAAUGAAGUAUUGCAAGACAUCCUCAGCACUCUAACACAUGAGUUGGAAAAAGAAUCACCACCAUCAAAAUAUCACCAACAGCUUGCCGUUUCACUUUUGUACCGCACAAUCCUAAGCAUCUCCAAUGACAGACAAAUUGCACUGAGUUCCCGCUAUCAAUCGGGUGCCACAACUCUGCACAGAUCACUCUCCACUGGGCGGCAAGAGUUUCAAACUAUUGAGAAGAACUGGCCAAUGACUAAGAAUAUUCCUAAAGUCGAAGGACUGACCCAAACAGCCGGUGAAGCCAAGUACAUAGAGGAUCUACCAGUGAUACCCAACGAGCUCUACGGUGCUCUCGUGCUAGCUACCUGCCCAAGAACUGAAAUCGUAAAAAUCGAUCCUUCCGUCGCGUUACAACUAGCAGGUGUUCAAGCCUUCUACUCCGCCGGAGACAUCCCGGGAAGAAACGAUUUUAUGCCAACCGAGCUAGAUAACCCUGAAACAGAAGAGAUCUUCUGCAGCGGCAAAGUCCUGUACUAUGGACAACCGAUCGGAAUUAUUCUAGCGGAAACAUUCGAACUGGCCCAUCAAGCAGCAAAACUUGUACACAUCUCGUAUAGUGAGACAGAUGGCAAACCGAUAUUACCAACCUUGAAAGACGUACUAGCAGCCAAUGCCACCGAUCGUCUUCACGAUCAACCUUACGAUAAGGAGGGUGUAGACUACGGCAAAAUCGUUAAACCGUUCACGAAACUUGCCGGUCGCUUUGAGUUACCCGGCCAGUUCCACUUUUCGAUGGAACCACAAACCUGUAUCUGUGUUCCGAUAGAAGAUGGGAUGAAUGUGUACAGCUCGACGCAGUGGGUCGAUCUGUGUCAAGUGGCAAUCGCUCAAGCACUAAACAUCCCGGAAAAUAGUUUGAAUUUCUACAUCCGUCGCUUGGGAGGAGCGUUCGGGGCUAAGAUUUCCCGAGCAUCGCAAAUCGCUUGCGCUUCUGCGAUUGCUGCUCACUUCAGCCAGCGACCGGUACGAUUGGUUAUGUCGUUGGAAUCGAACAUGGAAGCUAUCGGGAAGCGUGCUUCCUGUGUAAGCAAUUAUGACGUGGAGGUCAAUGAAAAUGGUCAAAUUACCAAACUGUUGAAUAAUUACGUAGAAGACUAUGGCUGUAGUUUGAACGAACCGGUCGAAAUGGUUACGGCUCAGUUUUACAAGAAUUGUUACGAUGCAAGCUGUUGGAAGCUAGUUGGCAAAGCAGCAGUUACGAAUUCGGCCAGCAAUACGUGGUGCCGUGGACCUGGAACAAACGAAGGAAUCACGAUGAUCGAGAAUAUCAUGGAGCAUAUAGCACAUGUAUUGGACAAAGAUCCAAUAGCAGUUCGGCUGGAGAACAUGAGUCCAGAUUGCAAGAUCAGGGAAUUGAUUCCGGAAUUUCUGAACAGUGUAGAAUACCGCAAACGGAAACUUCAAAUCGACCAGUUCAACGAAGCGAAUCGUUGGAAGAAACGUGGAAUAGCGGUAGUUCCGAUGCAAUAUCCGCAAGCAUUUUUCGGACAAAUGAACGCGCUAGUGUCGAUUUAUCAUGCGGAUGGGACGGUGUCUAUCACGACAGGAGGAAUUGAUUUUGGACAAGGAGUCAACACUAAAAUAACCCAGGUUGCUGCCCAUGUUUUGGGCAUUCCAAUAGCAAUGAUCAGUAUUAAAGCAAUGAACAAUCUUACAUCUCCAAAUGCAACGGUUUCCGGUGGAAGCAUGACUAGCGAUGCAGCGAGUUUUGCUGUGAAAAAGGCUUGCGAAAUUUUGGUGAAGCGCAUGGAACCGAUUCGGCGUAGUUUUCCCUAUGAGUCCUGGGAACAAAUCACGAAACGCUGUUACAAAGAAAAUUUAGAUCUGUGCGCAAUGUCCCAGUACAAGCAUGGAGAUAUCAAGGACUACAGUGUUUGGGGCUUGUGUUGUGCUGAGGUAGAAGUCGAUGUGUUGACGGGAAACUUGCAGAUUACCCGGGUAGACAUUCUGGAGGACACUGGAGAAAGUAUCAGUCCGGGUAUCGAUAUAGGUCAAAUCGAGGGAGCAUUUGUCAUGGGAAUCGGUUUGUAUUUUACAGAAAAUUUGAUCUACAGUAGAACGAAUGGUCAACUACUCACGAACAGAACGUGGAACUAUCAUUUACCUGGAGCUAAAGAUAUUCCGAUUGAUUUUCGGGUGAGAUUACUGCACAAUACAUUCAAUGAAAAUUUUGUGCUAAGGUCUAAAACGACCGGAGAACCAGCGCUGAAUUUGACCGUGGCAUUGUUGUUUGCACUGCGACGGGCGUUAAAUUCUGCACGGAAGGACGCUGGAUUGCCGAAAGAUUGGUACACAAUGGUUACUCCAUCGACACCAGAACAAAUCUGCCUGCUAACGGGAACCAAACAAAGCCACUUCAAACUUCACUAGGCGUGUAAUUCUUCCAACUAUUUACUAUUUAUGGUGUUUGGUAAACGCAUUCAAUAAAGUUGAUCCUUGGUAUACAACGAAUCCCACAA